This is a messenger RNA of Acanthosepion pharaonis, 1011 nucleotides long. NCBI's taxonomy places the organism in Eukaryota, Metazoa, Mollusca, Cephalopoda, Sepiida, Sepiidae. The record is from the annotation of a GenBank genome assembly.
AUGAAAUCUAUUUCUCUCUCUCUCUCUCUCUCUCUAUUAAGGGUUUGGGUGGUUGUUUAUAAUAAAGGUGUUAAGGACUGCCCAGACUUCUUUCUCAACCUGUUCCGAUCUAUCUUUGUCACUUUCCGUAUUCCAAGCCAAAUCUCUUCCGGGCAAAAUUCAAUACCGUCAAAGAACACCAUUCCAAACUCGCCCCAGCCUCCCCAUCUCCGACAGACACGCAAGGAUCAAAAUCCCUUUGUUAUCAAAGGGAUUGACACGGUGACCUUUGACACCUGCCCGUCACUUUCCUUCUCAUUGACCAUUUCCUCGUUUGCAUACCUAGAUUUUUAUUUAUCUAUCUGGAACUUAUUUAUUUUACCUUUCUUUCUUUCUUUCUUUCUUUCUUUUUUCUGUUAUUCGUUGUUGAAAUUUUUCUUUUCUUUCCCUCCUUCUACUUCUGAUGCCCUGCCCUCCUAUUUUUAUGCAUUUUUUUUUAUAUUCUCUAUUAUUUACUCUUCUUCUCCUCCUCCUCACCAUUACCGCUCUUUUGCUUCCUUUCUUUCUUUCUUUGAUUUCUUUUACUUCAUCUUCAUUUCAUUCUUUUCCUUCUAUUCUUCAUUUGUCUGUUCGUAUCUAUCUAUCUAUCUCUAUUUCAGCGUCUUUAUAUCUAUCUAUCUCUAUUUCAGCGGGUUUAUAUCUAUCUAUCUAUCUAUCUAUCUAUCUAUCUAUCUAUCUCUAUUUCAGCAUCUUUAUAUCUAUCUAUUUAUCUAUCUCUAUUUCAGCGUCUUUAUAUCUAUCUAUCUAUCUCUAUUUCAGCGCGUUUAUAUCUAUCUAUCUAUCUAUCUCUAUUUCAGCGUGUUUAUAUAUCUGUCCGUUUAUAUCUAUCUAUUUAUCUAUCUCUGUCCGUUUUAUAUCUAUCUAUCUAUAUCUAUCUCCCGAUACACGCUCUCUCUCUCUCUCUCUCUCUCUCUCUCUCUCUCUCUCUCUCUCUCUCUCUCAGAAAAUGCAGAUAAGAUCCGUUCAGCAUAG